Fusarium keratoplasticum is the source of this 3657-nucleotide messenger RNA. RefSeq names its product Condensin complex subunit 1. Gene Ontology annotation, cellular component: condensed chromosome, centromeric region; nucleus. The transcript is spliced from 4 exons. Lineage: Eukaryota; Fungi; Ascomycota; Sordariomycetes; Hypocreales; Nectriaceae. Bases 1 to 3657 code for a protein of 1218 amino acids. Gene Ontology annotation, molecular function: histone binding. Gene Ontology annotation, biological process: meiotic chromosome condensation; mitotic chromosome condensation; mitotic cell cycle. The record is from RefSeq and is a predicted model, not a curated record.
AUGGAUACAAUCGACUUUGAUCUCAACGAUGCUCUCAAGCACUACAUGUCAGACCCGGCGAGCAUCGCCACGCCAGAGGCCCACAGCGCCCUGUUCGACUGCGAGAAUGACCCCGAGGCGCUCACGAACCCUGUGGUCAACUCGGUGCUGAACCCCAUUGUCGACGCCGUCGCCGACAACCCCGACGCAAUCAUGCGAGCCUCCCACAUGGACUCGCUGCAAUUCCUCCUCAAGUUAGCCCCCAUUUCCCUUCACCCCUCCUCUCCCGAACCGACAUCGUUGGGACGCGAUUCUGAGCUAGUUGAAACUCCCAGAUACACAGCACACCUCCCCACCCACGCCCUCAGCAAGAUCUUCGACCUCAUCAUGAGCGGCCUGAGCGCCGAGGCCGACUCGGUCCACAGCGACAUCGACUCGCCCGAUGAGCAGGACUCGGUACCCCACCACAAGAAGCUCCUCGAGAUAUACGCCUUUCUCCUGCAGUGGACUAUUGCUGCUGUCGAGACAAAGGCGGCUGAAAAGUCCUCGGCGGUGCCUGCUUCCAGAGGACGUGGAAAGCCCAAGAAGGGUGCGGCCAAGGACAAGGAGGCAGCUUGGGAUUCGGCCACACAGCUCCAGGCUGCCCUGGAGAUUAUGUGCAAGGUCCUGAAGCUCAAGUUGUCCAAGAUCUUCCUCACCACAAGCGAGAGAGACACAUUUAUUGGACUCCUUACUCGGCCGGUCUACAUGGUGUUGGAGAGCGAGCAGCGGGUAAAAGCCACGACCAUCCGAAUGCACUGCUUCAAGGUGCUCUGCAUUGCUGUGAAGCACCACGGUCAUGCAUAUGCGGCGCAAAUCAACAUUAUCCAGAACCUCACGUACUUUGAACACUUGUCGGAACCCAUGGCCGAGUUUCUACACAUUCUGGCCGAGACAUACGACUAUCCCCAACUCGCUGACGAGGUCCUUCGAGAAAUCAGUAACAAGGAGUUCAACUCCAACGAUACACGAGGACCCAAGUCUGUCUCUUCUUUCAUCGCCAAGUUGUCCGAACUGGCCCCACGCCUGGUGAUCAAGCAGAUGACAAUGCUCGCAAAGCAACUGGAUAGCGAGUCUUAUACCCUUCGUUGCGCCCUCAUUGAAGUCUGUGGAAACAUGGUCGCCUAUCUCAGCAAGCAGGACGAACGCAGCGAGAACCACAAGUCUCAACUCAACGCAUUCUUUGAUGUUUUGGAAGAGCGCUUCCUUGAUAUUAACCCAUACUGUCGAUGCAGAACUCUCCAGGUCUAUAUGAAACUGUGCGAGCUUGCUCAGAAGUUCCCCAAGCGUCGUCAAAAGGCUGCCGAGCUCGCCUGCCGAAGUCUGGAGGACAAGAGCAGCAACGUGAGGAGAAAUGCUAUUAAGCUGCUUGGCACCCUCAUCAAGACCCAUCCUUUUACUGUCAUGCAUGGCGCUCAACUAUCAAGAAAGGAAUGGCAGGCUCGCUUGGACAAGGUCGAGGAAGAGCUGAACGCGCUAAAGCCACCCCCUGGCAUGCCUGGCUUUGGGGGUGAUCAGGCCAAUACGACCGUUGACAAUGAGUUGUUGGACGAGGCGACACAGAUUGGUUCACCUGAGAAGCCUAAGCCAAUGACUGAAGAAGAGAAGGUGGCUGCUAUCAAGAAGGCUCAGGAGGAGGCUGCCACGAGCGAGGCCAUUGAGAAGCUCACCUUGACCAGGAGGUACUACAACGAAGCGCUCAAGUUUAUCGAUGUUAUCCAUGAAGCCACUGGCACCAUCUGCCAGCUUCUUGGCUCAAGAAACAAGAGCGAGGUCAUUGAGGCUAUCGACUUCUUCGAGGUUGGCGACGCCUACAACAUUGAGCAGAACAAGGAUGGCAUCCGACGCAUGCUUCGCCUUAUCUGGACCAAGGGCAACAGUGAUGAGGGCAAGGGAGUUCAGGCACACCUGAUCGACUGCUACAGACGACUCUUUUUCGAGGCCCCUGACUCGUUCAGCCCCAACGAUGCGGCCAACUACAUUGCGCGGAACAUGAUCAGUCUCACAUCUGGUGCUACGCCUGCUGAGCUCACGUCUCUUGAGCAACUACUUGCGACCAUGAUGAAGGGCGGCAUGAUUCCUGAGGUUGUCAUCACCAAGCUGUGGCAGGUUUACGGUGUCCAGAAGCGCGAGAUUUCUCGCACUCAGCGACGAGGUGCCAUCAUCAUCUUGGGCAUGUUGGCGACUGCGAACCCUGAGAUUGUUGUUGGUGAAAUCGAGACGAUGCUGCGAACAGGUCUUGGAGCACACGGACGCAACGACCUCCAGUUAGCCAAGUACACCUGCAUUGCUCUGAGGAGAAUCAACCCCACAGGGCGACAGGCAAAGGAUUCGCCCAUCAAGUUUUCUCGUCUGCCCAAUGACCACGCUGUGUCGGCCAGAUUGGCUGCCAUCACCGAUGUGCCUUCGGACAGCAAGGAGUGGUAUGGAGUCGCAGAGCAGGCCAUCAAUGCCAUCUAUGCCAUCGCCAAGCACCCCGAUACCCUCUGCUCAGAUAUCAUCCGACACAAGACACGACAAGUCUUUGGUCAACCACAGUCUCGACCAGGUUCACGACCCGGGUCCCGACCUGGAUCUCGAGAUGAAACCAAGCCUAUCCCUGCCGCGGAUCACACUGUCACCCAGAACGAGAAGCCCAAGAAGCGCGACAACGCCAUUGCCUUGUCGCAGCUUCUCUUCAUCGUUGGACACGUUGCCAUCAAGCAGAUCGUUCACCUUGAGCUUUGCGAACUUGACUUCAAGCGCAGAAAGCAGGAGAAGGAGAAGCUUGCACCAGCCAAGUCCGACAAGGACAAGGAGGAUGCCGACGAGCUGGACCUGAUUGGAGGCACAACAGAGGAUGACUUUACAGAAGCUAUGGCUCAUAUUCGUGAGCGCGAGCUUUUGUACGGUCCCAACUCACUGUUGGCCAUAUUCGGUCCUCUUGUUUCUGAGAUCUGCGCCAACAACACUACAUAUGCCGACAAGGGUCUUCAGGCCGCCGCGACAUUGUGUCUUGCGAAGCUCAUGUGUGUGUCUGCUGAAUACUGCGAGACCAACUUGCCUCUGCUCAUCACCAUCAUGGAGCGCUCGCCUGACGCGACGGUGCGAUCUAACGCAGUGAUUGCUCUGGGAGAUAUGGCGGUUUGCUUCAACCACCUGAUUGAUGAAAACACCGAUUUCCUGUACCGUCGUCUGGCAGACGCCGAUACGUCGGUCAAGCGUACAUGUCUGAUGACGCUGACUUUCCUGAUCCUGGCUGGUCAGGUCAAGGUCAAGGGUCAGCUCGGUGAGAUGGCCAAGUGCAUGGAGGAUGAUGAUCGCAGAAUUGCAGACUUGGCACGGAUGUUCUUCACUGAGCUCAGCACCAAGGACAAUGCUGUGUACAACCACUUUGUGGACAUGUUCAGUCUACUGAGUGCCGGCGGUAACAUGGAGGAAGAGAGCUUCCGCCGGGUUGUGAGAUUCUUGCUCGGCUUUGUCGAGAAGGAUAAACAUGCCAAGCAACUGGCCGAGAAGCUUGCGGCGCGUCUCAGCCGAUGUGAGACGGAGCGACAGUGGAACGAUGUCGCGUUUGCGCUGGGCAUUCUACAGCACAAGAACGAGGAGAUCACAAAGUUGGUGUCUGAGGGUUACAAGAUGGUUCAAUCAGCGGCUUGA